UGCAAGGAAUGUUUAGUCAUUAUGAAUUAAAUGUUUUUGAUUAGAAUUUGGGAAGAUGAUUCUGGUGAACUUCAGAUGGAACUAGUAGCAGAAAAACCUCUGAAACAAGAAUACCUGAAAUCUGGUGACUGUUACUUAUUAGAUGGUGGAGUUAAUGGUCUAUUUGUUUGGAUUGGAAAAAAUUCCAGCAAAAGAGAGAGAGUAGAAGCUAUGAACAUGGCUAAUAAAUAUAUAGAAAAGCAUAAUUAUCCAAAAUGGUUGACAGUGAAACGAGUAAUUGAUGAAGGCGAGCCACCAAUUUUUAAGUCUUAUUUCUCCUUGUGGACUGAGCCUGAUGAUCAGCUGGGCCUUGGGCGACCAUAUACAUUUGAAGAAAUAGCAGCUUCUCUACCAGAUGAAGAUUUAUCAGGUGGAAUAGGUGCUUUACACCAUAAGAAACGUGUGCUGUUUUCGAAGAGUGUAGGAAAAGCAGUCAGCUUCAUGCCUGAUGAUGGCUCUGGAAAUGUUGAAAUAUGGAGAGUUGAAAAUUUUGAUAUUGUUCCUGUUGAUCAUGCUCAAUAUGGAAUAUUUUUUGGAGGUGACAGCUAUAUUGUAAAGUAUACGUAUCAGAAGAAUGGAGAGCAAUGCAUACUUUACUUUUGGCAGGGAAAAACUAGCAGUCAAGAUGAGAAAGCUACUGCUGCUAUCAUGACAGUGAAAAUGGAUAAUGAUCUUGGUGGUAAGGCUAUUCAGGUAAUCAAUGUCAUUAAUAAAUUUUACUUAUUAAAUUCUGCUAAUUUCUUAUCAUAUUUUAUGCAUAUUGCAUUUCUUAAAGCAUUUCUUCAUUGA
Messenger RNA from Stegodyphus dumicola, 828 nucleotides. RefSeq names its product gelsolin, cytoplasmic-like. Lineage: Eukaryota; Metazoa; Arthropoda; Arachnida; Araneae; Eresidae. The record is from RefSeq and is a predicted model, not a curated record. Gene Ontology annotation, biological process: actin filament severing; barbed-end actin filament capping; actin polymerization or depolymerization. Gene Ontology annotation, cellular component: actin cytoskeleton; cytoplasm. Gene Ontology annotation, molecular function: actin filament binding; phosphatidylinositol-4,5-bisphosphate binding.